Molecule: messenger RNA, 955 nt
Organism: Tribolium castaneum (red flour beetle)
Lineage: Eukaryota; Metazoa; Arthropoda; Insecta; Coleoptera; Tenebrionidae
Product: cuticle protein 16.5
Exons: 2
Coding region: 144-758 (204 amino acids)
Source: RefSeq, a predicted model, not a curated record
AAACUGAUCUUUACUGAAACUGGUUACGAGCCUCGCUCGGCACCACACCCACCGUAUUUGUCAAUUUUUUCGGUAUAAAAGCCACCAACGAGCCCCCAAUCAGUAUCAUUUGCAUUACAGCAAUCCACCACACAACUCAAAAAAUGGCCGCUAAGAUCGUUAUCUUCUUCGCCGCUUUGGCCGCCGCCAAUGCCGGUUUCUUAGGAGCCCCCGCCGUCUCCACCUACGCCGCCGCCCCCGCUGUGUCCUACGCCGCCCCGGCCGUAGCCAGCUACGCCGCUCCCGCCGUCGUGGCUAAAGCCGCCCCCGUCGCCACCUCCUACUCCUACACCGCCCAAGCCACCCCCGCCAUCGCCGCUUACGCCGCUCCCGUUGCCAAAGUCGCCGCUCCCGUAGCCGUGGCCCAUGCCGCUCCCGCCGUAGCCGCCUAUGCCGCCCCCAUCGCCCAUGCCCCAGUCGCCGUGGCUCAUGCUGCCCCCGCCGUAGCCGCCUACGCCGCCCCUGUUGCCCACGCCCCAGUUGCCGUGGCUCAUGCCGCCCCCGCCGUUUCCGUCCACCCAGCCCCCAUCGCUAGAUACGCCGCCCCCGCCUACGGAUACGCUCACGCCGCCCCUGCUCUCGGCUACGCUCAUGCCGCCCCCGCCAUCGGCUACUCUGCCGGUUUCGCUCAUGCCGCCCCCGCCAUCGGCUACGCCGCUGGGUACGCUCAUGCCGCCCCCGCUUUCGGCUACGCCGCCCCUCACGCCAAAUUCUUCUAAAUGUACAUAAUUGACGAAAAUUCAGUAUAAUAUUGUUGGAGUCUGAAUUUUCAGAGGGUGCAAAACUGUAAUGCAAAUGAUUCGGUUUAAUUUAUUUUGUGUACAGAUUUGGAAUUUUGUAGAGCACGUUGUAUUUAUUUUUGUUGCACAUGAACAUAUUGUACUGAGUUUCUUUAAAUGAAAACUUUAAUUAAUUA